Messenger RNA from Beta vulgaris subsp. vulgaris (sugar beet), 1747 nucleotides. RefSeq lists its product as uncharacterized. The coding region runs from base 206 to 1366 and encodes 386 amino acids. Lineage: Eukaryota; Viridiplantae; Streptophyta; Magnoliopsida; Caryophyllales; Amaranthaceae. The transcript has 2 exons. The record is from RefSeq and is a predicted model, not a curated record.
GUUAGAGAUAUUCCAUAUUAUAUUCCCUAUUCCCUUAUUAUCUCCUAUACUUUAGGGAGGUUAUUUUGAUACUCCUCAAUUAGGGGGAUUCUCUUGUAUUAUAUACUACGUUCAUGAAUGAGAAGAUCUCAAGCUAUUCUGUGCCAUUAUUAUUUUGUCAUGGUAUCAAGAGCAGGUUAACAAAACCACACAAAUUUUUUUCGCCAUGGCCGGCGACGAUAUUAUUAACCCACCACCACCACCGCUUAAAAUCGAUGCCUCCUCUCCAUUUUUUCUCGGUCCACAGGACCGGCCUGGCGACUUCAUCACUCCCACGAGGCUCACGCAUGAAAACUACGCUGACUGGGCAGCAGACGUUCAAUUAGCCUUAGUGGCUCGCCGCAAAUUUGUUUUUGUUGAUGGUACGAUUUCUUCUCCCGUUCCUCCUUGCACUGAGUCGGAUUGGCUUACCAUCAACGCCAUGCUUGUUUCUUGGAUCACAAAUACUAUCACCCCUGAGGUAAAAAGUACUUUAACUAAGUAUCGUGAGGCUCGUCGUUUGUGGGAUCAUUUAAAACAUCGUUUCUCCAUUGUUAAUGGCCCUAGAAUUCAACAAAUAAAAUCUUCCAUUUCUCGUUGUGAACAAACUAAAAAUAUGCCUGUUUCUACUUAUUAUGGCAAGUUGAAUGCUUUAUGGGAAGAACUCUCUCUUCUUGAACCCCCUAUUCGUUGUUCAUGUUGUUCUACAUGUAAUGUUUCUGAAUUGUAUUCCCAACGCCAUGAAACGACAAAAUUGCAUGAGUUUUUAAUGGGCCUUAAUUCUGAUUAUUUUUCUCACCUUCGAUCCACUAUUCUGUCUUCGGAUCCUUUACCCACCAUUGACCGUGCUUAUCACCUUGCCGUUCAAGAUGAACGGGUCCGGGUCUCGCAACAGUCUGUUGUGGAACCUCCUGCCCCCACGGAUGUUGUGGGUUUUUCGGUUAAGGCUUCUCGGCCUCCUGCUCGCGGGUCCUCCUCCUCGGGUGGACGGGUUGUGUGUGGCAAAUGCCACAAAAACGGCCAUGACUCGGCCUCCUGCUGGGCUCAUCUCACAUGUUCCCAUUGCCACAAAAAAGGACACGACUCUACCCACUGCUAUGAACUUCACGGUUACCCCGAUAAAACUAAGGGUCCUGCUUCUCGGCCCACCACUGCUCCUCCUGCCCGCGCACAUGCUGCUGUCAGCACCCCCGUGUCCUCCUCGGCUGCCUCUGGCAGCAGCCCAUCCUCUUCGUCGCUGUUCACGGCCGAUCAAUGGACCGCCCUUGCGGGCUUGUUUGGUAAUGCCCAGGUUCCUUCUAACCGUUUAAAUGGGCCCCAUGAAGGAGCAGAUUGGAACGGGGACUAGGACUGCUGGUCUCUACUACUUUCAGGGCACUAAUGCUGUUCAUCAUGUUGCGGUUUCUUCUCAACCUGACCCUCUGGACCUUUGGCAUCAGCGUCUUGGUCAUCCCUCAGAAAAAAUAGUUAAACUUAUUCCUCCUCUUUGCAAUCAUAAAGGACAUUUGGAUCCUAAUUGUGUGAUUUGUUUUCGUUCCAAACAUUCUCGUACUAAGUUUCCUUCUAGUACUAAUAAAGCAUCUCGUGUGUUUGAAAAAAUUCAUUGUGAUUUAUGGGGUCCUUAUCGUCAUGUUUCCUCUAGUGGUGCUCGUUACUUUCUUACUAUUGUGGAUGAUUUUUCUAGAGCUGUUUGGACCUAUCUUUUGGUUGAUAAACUUGAAGUUUUUUC